This is a messenger RNA of Sander lucioperca (pikeperch), 2275 nucleotides long. RefSeq names its product ribose-phosphate pyrophosphokinase 2. Gene Ontology annotation, biological process: 5-phosphoribose 1-diphosphate biosynthetic process; purine nucleotide biosynthetic process. The record is from RefSeq and is a predicted model, not a curated record. The transcript is spliced from 7 exons. Gene Ontology annotation, cellular component: cytoplasm; ribose phosphate diphosphokinase complex. Bases 191 to 1147 code for a protein of 318 amino acids. Lineage: Eukaryota; Metazoa; Chordata; Actinopteri; Perciformes; Percidae. Gene Ontology annotation, molecular function: magnesium ion binding; ribose phosphate diphosphokinase activity.
UACUAUGCAAAUACUGACCUGAAAUUCCCUCUCUGCUCGCUACUCCAGUGCUGAACCAGUGCAAUGCUAAGGCUGCAACGUUAGCACGCUAUUUUGUCCAUUUUCGUAACCCUUGAGUGGGGCUACCUGUCGUAUUUUUUUACUCUCCUUUAUUUUCCUUUCUUAAGCAAACUGCAGCGGUUUUACGGACAUGCCUAACAUCGUGCUUUUUAGCGGGAGCUCCCACCACGACCUGUCCCAGAAAGUGGCUGAUCGACUGGGACUAGAGCUGGGGAAAGUGAUAACGAAAAAAUUCAGCAAUCAGGAGACAUGUGUGGAGAUCGGGGAGAGCGUGCGCGGCGAGGACGUGUACAUCGUGCAGAGCGGCUGCGGCGAAAUCAACGACAACCUGAUGGAGCUGCUCAUCAUGAUUAACGCCUGCAAGAUUGCCUCCUCGUCCCGUGUGACCGCAGUCAUCCCCUGCUUCCCCUACGCCCGGCAGGACAAAAAGGACAAGAGCCGAGCACCCAUAUCAGCCAAGCUGGUGGCAAACAUGUUGUCCGUGGCCGGCGCCGACCACAUCAUCACGAUGGACCUCCACGCCUCACAGAUCCAGGGCUUUUUUGACAUCGCUGUGGACAACCUUUACGCAGAGCCCGCUGUCCUGCAGUGGAUCAGAGAAAAUAUUCCAGAGUGGAAAAAUUGUAUCAUAGUGUCCCCAGAUGCCGGCGGAGCAAAACGCGUGACAUCCAUCGCAGACCGUCUGAACGUGGACUUCGCUCUCAUCCACAAAGAGAGGAAGAAGGCCAACGAAGUGGACCGCAUGGUGCUGGUGGGCGACGUCAAGGACCGCGUGGCCAUCAUGGUGGACGACAUGGCCGACACCUGUGGCACCAUCUGCCACGCCGCCGACAAGCUGAUUGACGCUGGCGCAGUAAAGGUUUACGCCAUCCUCACACACGGCAUCUUCUCCGGUCCCGCCAUCUCUCGCAUUAACAGCGCCCCGUUCGAGGCCGUAGUGGUGACCAACACCAUCCCACAGGAAGAGAAGAUGAAGGCGUGCCCGAAAAUACAGGUCAUCGACAUCUCCAUGAUCCUGGCGGAGGCGAUCAGGAGAACCCACAACGGCGAGUCAGUGUCCUACCUCUUCAGCCACGUACCCUUGUAAAGAAUGAGAGAGGGUGGCCCCCAGCCCCCCCCCCCCCCCUCCCUUGGGCUGGCCCUUGUUGCCGCAUAUCCUCCAGAAUAGGCUCGAAAAGAGGCCUGAUGGUUUUUGGCCAACCUCAAUAUGACUGUUUAAAAUGUCAUGGCCACACAUUGUUUGACAUUCUCACCCAGGAGACAGAGCGACAUAUCACGUCCUUCUCUGAAGACCAAGUUUGUAUUUAUGGAUAUGUUUUUCUUUUUUUAUUUCUUAAUUUUUAUUUUCAGUUUCAGUCUUGCCAACCUUGAUCACCCGAGGCCUGGCCUUCAUUUUAACCAAAGGCUCCAUUAUGUAACUAUGUAUUAUUUGUACCUCAUAUUGAACUCACGUUUAAACAAAGCAUUCCACUAUGUCAUGUGAUGAGAAAUAUUUUUGACCCAUUCGGCUUCAUAAAGUCAUUAAAAUAGUUGAGAAUGUGGUAUAGUGUUUGCUUUAACAGCUGCUAAAAGUUUUAAAAUAAAAUCGCCUAACCCAUAAUGCUAUAUUGAUUGUAAAAUGUUAUGCUUAGUGCUAUCAUCAGGCCACAGUUUAAAAUCUGCACCGCAAGUGGAAAUGUGUUCUGACCACAGACACAAACAGGAGUCAAAUGAAAGAUACACAUGUAAUUUACUCACUUUUAGUUUUCUCUCUUUUUUUUAUUUUUUUUUUAAUUUUUUUUUUUAUUAGUGAGCCACAUGAAUGUGUCAUUUCUCCCACAAUAAGCUGCUGUCGCCCAUCGGUGGCUCAUCUGUAUGACAACCUUUUCCUUUUAAUAAUUGUGCUUAAAAAAAACGAAACGUAUUGACAAGGUCUGUUGAUUAAAGGUGUAUAAUACGAGGUGUAGUUGGGUGUUUUACCUCUGUUCCAAAAGGUCAUGAAAUCAAGUUGAGCCCUAAGCUUGUUAUAGUGUUAUGAUUUCUACCGUAAUAUGUCUUAAAAAUAGUGACAUUGUCAUCACAGCUGUAACGGGUCACUUAUAUUUGAAUGAGGCAGGUUUCACUGUUUGCCUGUAGGUGAAUUAAAAAGGUUUUUUGGUGGGAAAGCGUGAUUUAAUUUUUUUGUUAUCCCUUGAGAGCUGUUCAUUUGACAAUAAAGCUUUGACAAUGGCUUACA